AUGGCCUUCCGCAAGUGUGAUGUUUCAUGGAAAGAUGCUAAUGUUGUUGCGUCUGCUGAGCUCAGUCAUAAAACUGUUGAAGACAAAGACCUUCAAAUUGCUCAACUCAUGAACAAAUUGGAGGCAUAUACACCUGGAGAGUCAAGCCACGUCCCUCCUCGUUCACCUGUCUUCACCUCGCAAAAAAUGGAUGUUGAGGAAUCGCUUGCCAAGUUCAGCAUUCAGAGGGAACAACAAUCCACUUCGGUUGCGACGUUAUUUGUCCAACAAUUGCAAGACAUGAUAACAAACACCAUCAGAGCUCAAUAUGGCGGACCAUCACAAAGUUCAUUGUACUACUCUAAGCCUAAUACUAAGAGGAUUGAUUGCCUAACUAUGCCAACCAAUUAUCAACCACUAAAGCUGCAUCAAUUUGAUGGCAAAGGAAACCCAAGGCAAUAUAUUAUCCACUUUGUCGAGACUUGUAGCAAUGCUGGAACGCAUGAUGACUUUUUGGUAAAGCAAUUUGUUUUUUCGCUGAAAAGGAACACAUUUGACUGGUAUAUUGACUUGGAUCCCGAGUCUAUUGAUAGUUGGGAACAACUUGAGAAGGAAUUCCUCGAUUGUUUUAAUAGUACCCGAAGAACUGUAAGCAUGAUAGAGUUGAUAGGCACCAAGAAAAGAAAGGACGAGCCCGUGGUGGAUUACAUCAAUCGUUGGAGGGCAUUAAGUUUGGAUUGCAAGGAUCACCUUUCAGAAAUAUCUGCUGUGGAGAUGUGCAUUUAG
Molecule: messenger RNA, 765 nt
Organism: Nicotiana tabacum (common tobacco)
Lineage: Eukaryota; Viridiplantae; Streptophyta; Magnoliopsida; Solanales; Solanaceae
Source: RefSeq, a predicted model, not a curated record